UGAUACCAUUAGUGGAUAAUUUUUUCUGACGACAUGGCACAGCAGCAACCUACACAAGCUCGUCCUUGGAACCCUGAUUUUAAGUACACAGACAGAGAAAGAUGGCUGUGCAUCUAUCCAGCUUAUAUAAACAGCCGAAAAACAGUGACAGAGGGAAGAAGGCUUCCAAAAGACAAAUGUGUUGACAAUCCAACGUACAAUGAAAUUAAAGAUGUACUUUUAGCAACAGGCUUCAAUAUAGGAAUUGAGAAUAAAGUAUAUCCCCGAGAGCUUGAUCACCGAGACCCAAAAGUUCGAGGUCGUAUCAGAAUCCAAUUCAGAGAUGAAAAUGGUGGAUUUCUAAAUCCAGAGUUCAAAACAAGAAGAGCGAUAAUGGAGGUUAUAUGUGAGAAAAUUCCAAAAUUGAAAACAAGGAUCCAAGCUGCCUCAUCACAACCUGCCCCAGCACAACAGCAAACUACCACCAAAACAAAGAAAGGUCGCAAAGGGAAGUAAGCAGGGAUGUAUAUAAAUAGACAUGGUGCAAAGGGAUGUAAUCAGGGAUAUACAGACAGGGAGAGUCUGAAUAAAUGUGUGUGAGAGAAUAGGGAAGAGGACAAAUAUUAAUAUGGUACACUGUAUGUGUAUAGAUGGAAAACCUGAGUUGGUCUGUGUCUGUUGAAUGUGUUGGAAUAUUCAAAUUUUCAUUUUUGUGUUAAGAAUAAAGACUGAUUCUGUAUUAAUAUGGCAUCUGUAAAAACUUCUUGUGUCAAUAUAAUAUUUAUUAUAGAUUGUGUGUUUUUACAUCCUUAAAGUUAGAAUUGUCAUAACAUUAUAAUUACCAUAUUGUACUCUUUUUAAUUUGAGUAUUUAUGUACAAAAAUCUGCUACACAGUUGUGUGGAAAAAUUGUAUUUCAGAGACUUCUCAAUGGUUUCAACUUGAACUUUACAUGAUACAUUGUAUACAGAUUGCUAUGCACUGAUUGGUUAGAUUGAAGGUCAAUCUGAGGUGAAUUCAAAAGUGAUGUUUUGGAUCCCUGGUGAAUUUUUUUUCAUGUUCCAUUUGACCAGAACAAAGGAUCUGGUUUUAAUAAGAUUGAAAUAAAACCUAUUCAAAAUGUUAUGUUUAUACAUUGCUUUUUUAUUUGAAACAAUCCAUACCUUAAACUGAAACAGAUACAUGUAUUACUAUUAAUGAAUCAAAAAUUUCUAAACAAUGACAGUUUUUUUUUGAAAUGAAAACUGUCUACAGGAGGUGAAAAGAAUUCUAUUAAAUGAUGAUGAUUUUUGUAAAUUUAACUAGGACAUAUGAAUUGUUACAUUUUAUGUAGAAGAUUAUUUUGAAUACAUGUAAAAAUAAAUUGAGAACAAUAA
Saccostrea echinata is the source of this 1354-nucleotide messenger RNA. Its product is annotated as signal recognition particle 19 kDa protein-like. Gene Ontology annotation, molecular function: 7S RNA binding. The record is from RefSeq and is a predicted model, not a curated record. The transcript is spliced from 5 exons. Gene Ontology annotation, biological process: SRP-dependent cotranslational protein targeting to membrane, signal sequence recognition; SRP-dependent cotranslational protein targeting to membrane. Bases 34 to 495 code for a protein of 153 amino acids. Gene Ontology annotation, cellular component: signal recognition particle, endoplasmic reticulum targeting. Lineage: Eukaryota; Metazoa; Mollusca; Bivalvia; Ostreida; Ostreidae.